UGUGUGUGUGUGUGUGUGUGUGUUUGUGUUUAAGCGUAUGUUUUUUUUUCAAAUAGAGGAAGUAAUAAAUCAAUCAAGCGAAAUAUAAACUCCAAACUAUUAUAGUUCCUAUUUUAAUGAACAGUUAAAAGUGCCUUUUUAUCAUCACUUUAAAAUUAGAUCAGUCAACCUUGAAUGAAAGAGAAAGAAAUAUCAAUCACUGGACUAAUUCCAAAACAAUGAAUCUUCGUGUCUGGAUAUCAAAUUAAUAGCACAUACAUACGUCAUACAACCAACGAUUUAGUAGCAUCAUCGUGCAGGAAUAGGGGAAGUGUUAGUGGAUACUUUUUGGCUGGAAGAUCUAUGCAUUGGAUUCCUGUUGGUGCGUCGAUUUUCGCUAGCAAUAUUGGUAGUGGUCACUUUAUUGGUUUGGCAGGAUUUGGUGCUGCUAGCGGUAUAGGAGUAUCGGUUUUCGAAUUGAAUGCUGUUUUCGCUUUGAUUCUUCUUGGUUGGGUGUUUGUACCGGUUUAUAUGUCGGCUGGGGUUUUUACAAUGCCUGAAUAUUUAAAUAGAAGAUUUGGUGGUCAACGAAUAAGAAUCUACUUGGCAGUUUUAGCCUUACUUUUAUCGGUUUUUACAAAAAUUUCGGCUGAUCUAUACGCUGGAGCAGUUUUCAUUGAAAGAUCCCUUGGCUGGAAUUUGUAUGUAUCAGUAAUUCUACUUUUGGGUAUUGCUGCCUUAUUUACAAUUGCGGGAGGUCUUACUGCCGUGAUAUGGACAAAUUUUGUUGAAACUUGCAUUAUGGUUAUAGGAGCUGCGUCGUUAUUGAUAAUGGGAGUUGUCAAAGUUGGAAGCUUUUCAACAAUCAGUCAAAGAUUUAUGCAAGCAGCCCCGAAUACUACAAUCUUUGAGCAGUAUCAUUCUUCGCAAAAUCAAACUAGCUCGUAUUUACAAUGUGGCUAUCCUCCAAAGAAUUCUCUUCAUCUAAUUCGAUCGGCGGAUGAUUCGCAACUUCCGUGGCCUGGUGUCUUUUUUGGUUUAACUGUUACUUCUAUUUGGUAUUGGUGCACUGAUCAGGUAAUUGUUCAAAGAGCUCUGGCCGCCAAAAGUUUAACUCACGCCAAAGCUGGUACUAUUUUGACUGGAUUUCUUAAAAUUCUUCCUAUGUGGUUACUGGUUGUUCCAGGAAUGAUUGCUCGUAUCCUCUUUCCAGAUACUGUGGCAUGUGCUGAUCCUGAAUCCUGUAUGGCGGCAUGCGGACAAAAGAAUGGUUGUACUAAUAUUGCAUAUCCAACACUUGUUUUGGAGCUUAUGCCAACUGGUGCUAGAGGGUUAAUGCUGGCAGUUAUGAUGGCGGCUUUAAUGUCCUCUUUAACGUCCGUUUUUAAUUCUUCUUCUACACUUUUUACAAUGGAUAUUUGGUUAAAAAUUCGUUCAAAAGCCAGUCAAAUUGAGCUUAUGAUAGUUGGGCGUCUAUUCGUUCUAUUCAUGGUUGGAAUAGGAAUAGCAUGGAUUCCUAUCGUUAAAAAUUUUUCCGAAUUAUUCAAUUAUAUACAAACCGUUCAAAGUUUUCUUUCCCCGCCAAUAUGUGCCGUUUAUCUGUUGGCUAUACUAUGGAAGAGAAUUAACGAGAAAGGCGCAUUCUGUGGUCUUGUAAUUGGCCUUUUAAUUGGUCUCGUCAGAUUUAUUUGGGAGUAUUCAUAUGAAAAACCAAUUUGCGGUGAGGUAGAUGAAAGGCCUGCAAUCAUAAAGAAUUUUCAUUAUCUCCAUUUUGGAAUGUUACUAUUCGCCAUUGUUUGUAUUAUUACAACUGUUGUUAGCCUCUUAACCGAACCUAUUGAUGAGAAUAAACUUCACCGAUUAACGUUCUGGACUAGAUAUAGUACGGAAGAAAAUAAGGAUGAUUUUGAAGAUAAUACCAAAUUCGACGCUCCAGCAAGAGAAUCCGUAGAUGAUGAAGUUAUUCCUUGGUAUACAAAGGGUCUACAAUGGAUAUGUGGUAUUGAAAAACAAAAAGCUCCAUCUGUUAACGAUGAAGAACUUAAUUCUGCAAAGAGUAAAAGUGGAUCUUUGGACGAGAGUCCAUUUUGGAAGAAAAUGUGCAACAUAGGCGCAGGUGCUCUUCUUGUAAUGUCAGCGUUUAUAUGGGGCUUCUUCCGCUAA
Messenger RNA from Dimorphilus gyrociliatus, 2142 nucleotides. The record is from the annotation of a GenBank genome assembly. NCBI's taxonomy places the organism in Eukaryota, Metazoa, Annelida, Polychaeta, Dinophilidae.